CGGAAUGAACUUCUUAUGCUUGCAAAGGAUAUCGUUACGCACAAUAUGAAGCACAACGCAGAAGUCGAUGCAUGUGAUCUGCUCAUCGAGAUUGAGCGACUUGAUCUUCUCAAGGAGUAUAUGGUAGAUGUGGAUCAUCAAAGGGUUUGCCCCUACUUGCUCAGUUGUGCACCACUGACUCCUGAUCCAGACAAUAUCAUCCUCAUUCGCACUGCGAAGGAUAUUUACUUGAAAUACCAACGUUAUUUGGAAGCUGUACGCUGUACCAUUAUGUUGAAUGAGCCAAGCGAGAUCAAGAAGAUUUUCGCCAUAACUAAAGAUUCACUGCUACAAAAGCAAAUGGCAAUCCUGCUUGGUCGUCAUCAGAUAUUCCUCGACUUCGAGAACAUUCCUAAUGGUGAACAACUUGGAGAGUUCAACUCAAAUGCUCAUCUUUACGAAUAUUUCCAUUCCCUCGCUCGAGAGCUUGACAUCAUGGAACCAAAAACGCCUGAAGGGAUCUACAAAAGUCAUCUGGAGCACAGUCGCCCUUUCGGACACCUCGCGGCUACCGAUUCUGCUAGAAUGAACCUAGCAGCUGCUUUUGUUAAUGGGUUCGUCAAUUGUGGUUUUGGUGUAGAUAAAAUGAUGGCAGAGAGUGAAGAUGCUAGCAAGUGGUUCUACAAGAAUAAGGAGUACGGCAUGUUGUCGGCAGCAGCAUCUCAAGGUCUCGUUUGGCGUUGGGAUAUUGACUCUGGUCUUGGACAGUGCGACAAGUUUUUGUAUGUAAACGAUGAUUUCAUCAAGGCUGGGACGUUAUUGGCUAUCGGUAUUAUUUCAUCUGGGAUACAAGAUGCAUGUGAUCCAGCCUCCGCACUUCUUCUUGACCAUGUACAUUCAGAAAGGGCAGUUAUUCGGGUUGGUUCGAUCCUGGGAUUAGGUUUGGCUUAUGCUAACUCUAAACGGGAAACUGUCGUGAAAAACGAGGAGGGUGGAGUAAUAUUUGAGCUCAAAAAGGUGCUGACGGACGCGAAACCGUCCGCAACAAAUGAAGUGAGGGGUUUGACUGGUCUUGCCCUUGGCCUUAUCAUGGUUGGAACAGCUGAUCAUACCGUAGCACUAGAGAUGCUGCAGACGCUGAUGGAACGGAGCGAGUCUGAACUCAGCGACCCAAAUAUACGUUUUUUAGCCCUCGGCAUUGGUUUAAUUUUCUUAAGUACCCAGGAAAAAAGUGAAGUGUUCGUUGAAUCUCUUCGUUCACUCCCAGAACCUUUUGGUUCAAUGUCCAUGUCUGUUGGUGAAAUAUAUCGGUUUAAAUCAUCUAAGGUGUCUACAUUGGUUGAUGUGUGUGCCUAUGCGGGAACGGGUAAUGUGCUGAAGGUACAGGAGUUCCUACAUCUGUGCUCUAAGCAUUAUGAAACGGAGGAUAAGAAAAAGAAGAAAGACGACAAAACUAAAAGAGAUACGAAAAGUGAGAAAGACAAGGACUCGAAGCCUGAUUUGUCCUCACAACAAGCAGUCGCUGUUCUUGGCAUUGCUCUGAUUUCAAUGGGUGAAGAUAUUGGUGCCCAGGCAAGUAAUCUGAUUUCAAUGUUUGGACACCUUAUUCGCUACGGCGAGGCAGUUAUUCGGCGAGCCGUUCCUCUGGCUCUUGCGUUGACCUCAGUCUCAAAUCCACAGUUGAAUAUUCUAGAAACGUUGAGCAAGUUCUCCCACGAUGCAGAUGGAGAUACUGCACGUAGUGCUAUAUUCGCUAUGGGUUUGGUUGGUGCUGGAACAAAUAAUUCUCGUCUGGUUACCAUGCUUCGAUCGUUGGCUGGCUACCAUCAUAAGGAUCAGGCAUCUUUGAUGGUAGUGCGAUUAUCUCAAGGGCUUACUCAUCUUGGGAAAGGAACAAUGACGCUGAAUCCAUGGCAUUCUGAUCGCCAACUGCUCUGUCCAAGUGCUAUUGCGGCACUGCUCACUAUUUGUUUCGCAUUUUUGGAUGCAAAUAAUUCGGUGCUAGGUAAUCGGCAGCAUUAUUUGCUAUAUAGUCUAGUGCUUGCUAUUCAACCUCGUAUGCUAGUUACGCUAUGUGAUGACGAGAAGAAACCUGGUCAUCUUAAGCAGAUUGGCGUCACGGUAAGAGUUGGGCAAGCGGUCGACACCGUGGCACAAGCUGGUAAGCCAAAAACGAUCACUGGAUUCCAGACGCACACUACCCCUAUCCUACUAGCCUAUGGUGAACGCGCUGAAUUAGCUAACGAAGAAUACAUUGCAAUGACUCCUUACUUGGAAGGCUUAGUGAUAUUAAAGAAAAAUCCUGAUUACGAUGCAGCGGUGGCUGUCAAGAAAUAG
Angiostrongylus costaricensis is the source of this 2316-nucleotide messenger RNA. Lineage: Eukaryota; Metazoa; Nematoda; Chromadorea; Rhabditida; Metastrongylidae. The record is from the annotation of a GenBank genome assembly.